GCGUGAUGUGGAUGAGGUGGAGGUUUGGCAGUUGGAAGAGAGAGGAAGUCACUAUAGAGGCUGAGAAAAAGGUUUGCUGGGUUCAGAGAUCAAACGCCAGCUUUGAGAGUCAGAAGUUCUAUCUCCCAGGGAAAUGCUGCUUUUGCCACUUCUGUUGCUUGUGGUUCUCAUCCCAGGUGGUGACAACGAGCCAGCUUUCCAGGGGCCGACCACUUUCCACCUCAUCCAGAUAUCGUCCUUUGCCAACAGCACCUGGGCACAAAACCAGGGCUCCGGCUGGCUGGGCGAUUUGCAGAUUCAUGGCUGGGACAGUGAGUCGGGCACUGCCAUUUUCCUGAAGCCUUGGUCCAAGGGCAACUUGAGUGACGAGGAGGUGACUGAGCUGGUGGAGAUCUUCCGAGUCUAUUUGAUCGGAUUCCUCCGGGUCGUACAGGAUCACGUCAGUGAAUUCCAGCUGACAUAUCCCUUUGAGAUCCAGGGCACAGCAGGCUGCGAGCUCCUUGCGGGGGAGACCACAGUCAGCUUCCUGCGGGGAGGGCUAGGGGGAGUGGACUUCAUGAGCCUCCAGAAUGGGACGUGUGUGCCUGCGGCUGAGGCCGGCAGCCGUGCCCAGUGGUUCUGCACGCUUUACACGCAGUACCAAGGCAUCUCUGACAUCAUCGGGAAUCUCCUCUAUCACACCUGCCCCCGGUUUCUCUGGAGCGUCCUGGAAGCAGGGAAGGCGGAGCUGCAAAGGCAAGUGAAGCCCGAGGCCUGGCUGUCCAGUGGCCCCCCUCCUGGCCCUGGCCGUCUGCUGCUGGUGUGCCACGUCUCAGGAUUCUACCCAGAGCCUGUGUGGGUGAGGUGGAUGCGGGGGCAGCAGGAGCAGCCGGGCGCUCAGCAAGGGGACGUCCUGCCCAAUGCUGACGGGACGUGGCAUCUCCGAGUGACCCUGGACGUGGCGGCUGGGGAGGCAGCUGGCCUGACCUGCCGAGUGAGACACAGCAGCCUUGGAGGCCAGGACAUCGUCCUCUACUGGGGUCAUAUCAGAAUAUCCCAUGAGCUGUUAUCAUGUCUCCUUGUACCCAUUUGGAAUAAGGACUCAGAAGACAAGAAGCUCAAGUUGUCAGCCCAGCAGUCAAUCUCAUCAUCUUUAAUCAAAGAAUUAUCAUAUUUGACCAACUCAGAGUUCCCAUAGGUUGUGAGAUACAUCAUAAUUUACACACUACCAGAAAAAUCAUUAAGAACUCUGCAUUUAUUAUAUGAUAGUAUCAAUAGUAGGCUCCAUCCAGGUUUAAUAAAUGUGAGAUGUGAAAAAGGAUGUAUCCUGGAAUAAAUAAAAUAAAGUACAGACGGUCCUCGA
Molecule: messenger RNA, 1342 nt
Organism: Myotis brandtii (Brandt's bat)
Lineage: Eukaryota; Metazoa; Chordata; Mammalia; Chiroptera; Vespertilionidae
Gene: CD1B
Product: CD1b molecule
Exons: 5
Coding region: 134-1177 (347 amino acids)
Biological process (GO): immune response; antigen processing and presentation, endogenous lipid antigen via MHC class Ib; positive regulation of T cell mediated cytotoxicity
Cellular component (GO): external side of plasma membrane
Molecular function (GO): lipopeptide binding; endogenous lipid antigen binding; exogenous lipid antigen binding
Source: RefSeq, a predicted model, not a curated record